AUGGUUAAUGGACUCCCGUAUAACCUAGAUAUUUCUGGAUGUUUUGGGCCUUUUCCAAACAACUUGGGCUUAAUUGAAAACCAAACGGACGUCAAUUUUGAUAGUGCACAUGAUAAACGUAGGAGAACGGUAAGGAACACGAAAGGAACCCCAGUUGACGUGUCGGAUUUCCCCCCACCUCAACCAAACAUCGACCUAAAUUGUAUGCCGAUCCCUUCUCAGAUCCCGCUCCCGGAUUCCGACACUGACUCUCCAUCCCCGUCGACGGAAAUUAGAAACACGGUGGUAAUUGGCAAUAUGUUAGGUUUUGAUGUGGAUGAAGAGAAUCUGGUGCUUAAAGAAGUCUUUGGUGAAGCAGGUGAGAAUAACACUUUCCGAUGA
Messenger RNA from Lactuca virosa, 381 nucleotides. NCBI's taxonomy places the organism in Eukaryota, Viridiplantae, Streptophyta, Magnoliopsida, Asterales, Asteraceae. The record is from the annotation of a GenBank genome assembly.